Molecule: messenger RNA, 1438 nt
Organism: Cololabis saira (Pacific saury)
Lineage: Eukaryota; Metazoa; Chordata; Actinopteri; Beloniformes; Belonidae
Gene: otx2b
Product: orthodenticle homeobox 2b
Exons: 4
Coding region: 486-1367 (293 amino acids)
Biological process (GO): regulation of transcription by RNA polymerase II; multicellular organism development
Cellular component (GO): nucleus
Molecular function (GO): DNA-binding transcription factor activity, RNA polymerase II-specific; RNA polymerase II cis-regulatory region sequence-specific DNA binding
Source: RefSeq, a predicted model, not a curated record
CGGAGACAGACCUCAGCUCAGUCCUGCUGCUCCCAUUGGCUGGCUGCUUGUACAAAAUCUAACUGAAACCUCCUCGGUCCCAACACUCCAACAAUCCUAAAGGCGUCCGUGCAGCUGCUCCGUCACUCCCCCGCCGCCGCGUCGCUCCACAUCCUCACGCAGGCGCUCGACGUUCAACUUUUAUCUGCACUGUUAUUCUGCCUGUGAAGAGCGCUGCUCCUGCAACUCCUGCCGCUCCUGCUCCUGCUGCUCCCGGCUGGUUUUAUGGUCAUUUAUCUUAAAUCCGACAGGACCUCAUUCAUUUAUACUCAUUUUUAUUAUUUCACCUGAAGGAAACAAGUAGACAAAGAACUUUCCAAACCUCAAUGCCUGGGUACCCGGAGUGACACGGAGCUCAGUGCGGACCAGGACACACCAAGAGCACCACAGGAGCUCCACCAGCUUUCAAAAUUUUCUCCAACUUCAGCCCUCAAACGAACAUUAGCAUGAUGUCGUAUCUAAAGCAACCUCCUUACACGGUCAAUGGCCUCAGCUUAACCACCUCCGGGAUGGACCUUUUACACCCAUCAGUGGGCUAUCCAGCCACGCCACGGAAGCAGAGGCGAGAAAGAACUACUUUUACACGCGCACAGCUAGACGUUUUGGAGGCGUUGUUCGCCAAGACUCGAUAUCCGGACAUAUUCAUGCGCGAGGAGGUGGCGCUGAAAAUCAACCUACCUGAGUCCAGAGUCCAGGUGUGGUUCAAGAACAGGCGGGCGAAGUGUCGCCAGCAGCAGCAGCAGCAGCAGAACGGAGGCCAGAACAAGGUGCGACCUCCCAAAAAGAAGAGUUCUCCGAGCAGAGAGGUGAGCUCGGAGAGCGGGGCCAGCGGCCAGUUCACGCCCCCCGCCAGCACCACCACCGUCCCACCGGCCGUGUCCAGCACCAGCACCGCCCCGGUGUCCAUCUGGAGCCCCGCGUCCAUCUCCCCGCUGUCGGACCCGCUGUCUACCUCCUCGUCCUGCAUGCAGAGGUCUUACCCCAUGACCUACACGCAGGCCUCGGGCUACAGCCAGGGCUACGCGGGCUCCACGUCCUACUUCGGGGGCAUGGACUGCGGCUCCUACCUCACCCCCAUGCACCACCAGCUGUCCGGCCCGGGCUCGACCCUCAGCCCCAUGAGCACGAACGCGGUCACGGGCCACCUGAACCAGUCCCCGGCGGCGCCCCUGUCCGCCCAGGGCUACGGGGCGUCCGGCCUGGGCUUCAACUCCACAGCGGACUGCUUGGAUUAUAAGGACCAAGCCGCGUCGUGGAAGCUGAACUUCAAUGCCGAUUGCUUGGAUUAUAAGGAUCAGACAUCCUCGUGGAAAUUCCAGGUCCUGUGAACAAGAGCGAUCAGAAAAAAGAAAAAAAAAAGCACACAAACACUGACGGUCACAUCAAUGAAACGAUCAGA